CUACCUUGCGCCCUCCCCCCCUCCCCUCCCCCUUAACCCCGAGGCGGCGACGCCGACGGCCACCGACCUCGCCCCCACGCGACCAUGCGGCUCCCCGGCGGCGCCCGCCUCGCUCUCCUCCUCGCCCGCCGCUCCCUUUCCACCGCCGCCGCCGCCGCCGCCUCCUCCUCCGCCCGCUCCUCCUCCCUCCACGCCUCCCGCGCGCACAGAGCUAGAUGGGGCGACGCGGCCCGCGCGGCGCCCUCCUGGAGGCCGCCCUUCUCGUCGCCGAGCAGGUUCUUCCACGGGACCAGGCCCGUGGCGGUGAGGGACUACUACGACGUGCUCGGUGUGAGGAAGGACGCCGGCCAGGGCGAGAUCAAGAAGGCGUAUUACGCGCUUGCGAAGAAGCUCCAUCCAGAUACAAAUAAAGGCGAUGCCGAUGCAGAAAAAAAGUUUCAAGAGGUUCAGAAAGCUUAUGAGACUUUGAAGGAUGAAGAAAAAAAAGCGGUCUAUGAUCAGGUUGGCCCUGAUCAAUAUGAGAGGGCUGCUGCUGGAGGUGGUGGAGCUGGCGGAUUCGAAGGCGGUUUUGGAAAUCCUUUUGAGGAUAUUUUCGGCACUGGUCGUACUGGCGGAAUGAAUGAUUUCCUCCGGAACAUCUUCAAAGAUAGAGAAUCUGGUGGACAGGACGUUAAGGUUAAGCUUGAGUUGUCAUUUAUGGAAGCAGUUGAAGGAUGCAAAAAGACAAUCAACUUCCAGACUUUAGUAACAUGCGAAACCUGCAAUGGAGCUGGUGUACCUGCGGGAACCAAACCCGAAACUUGUCUAGCUUGCAGGGGUUCUGGAUAUAUGGUUCUGCAAACUGGUCCCUUCAGAAUGCAAUCAACAUGCACGCAGUGUGGUGGAUCUGGCAAGACUGUAAAGGAUUUCUGCAAGUCGUGCAGGGGGAAGAAGGUUGUGCCAGGAAUAAAAACAGUCUCUAUUGAUAUAGCGCCUGGUACGGAUGAUGAGGAUGUCAUGAAAGUGCUUAGAUCAGGUCAAGCAGAUCCAGACGGUCUUCGUGCUGGUGACCUUUAUGUAGCCAUUAAGGUUCGUGAGGAUCCAGUAUUCCGGAGAGAGAAAGGUGAUAUCCAUGUAGAUGCUGUCUUAAACGUGACUCAGGCAAUUCUGGGAGGUACUGUUCAAGUGCCAACUCUCGCUGGAGAUGUUGUUCUAAAGGUUAAGCCUGGUACUCAACCUGGUCAGAAGGUUGUUCUGAGAGGAAAAGGAAUCAAGACAAGAAACUCGUAUUCAUAUGGAGACCAAUAUGUCCAUUUCAAUGUCAAAAUCCCUGUGAAUUUGACGCAGAAACAGCGCAUGCUUCUCGAGGAGUUCGAGAAGGAAGAGAAGGGCGAGGACGACAAGGACGCGGAAAAGGCAGCUGGCGCAUCAGGAUAGCCGGUCUUAGGAGCCAAGCCGCCCAGCAUUUCAUGGGCGGUUUAGCUCAUCACACACCACAAGAUAGAGUAGGAUGCUGCCUGGAAAUUUGCAGGUUUAAGUUAUAUAGUUAGGUUGCAUGGAAUUCGCAUGGCAACACAUAGAUCUUGGUUUCGAGUUAUUGUAGCUGGGAAAUAAUGCUACACCCUGCCGCCUGGCACGUAUUCUUCUCCCAAGAGUGAGGCAUGAGCAUGACGGUUGGCGGCAUCUUGUAUUGUAUAAUUGAUUGAUCUUGUUAUGUUUUAGAGACACACUGAA
Aegilops tauschii subsp. strangulata is the source of this 1713-nucleotide messenger RNA. Its product is annotated as chaperone protein dnaJ GFA2, mitochondrial. Gene Ontology annotation, cellular component: cytoplasm. NCBI's taxonomy places the organism in Eukaryota, Viridiplantae, Streptophyta, Magnoliopsida, Poales, Poaceae. Gene Ontology annotation, biological process: response to heat; protein refolding. The record is from RefSeq and is a predicted model, not a curated record. Gene Ontology annotation, molecular function: heat shock protein binding; ATP binding.